AUGGGACAAUGUAUGCCGAAAUGUCUCAAACCAAGUAUUUCAUUGGAAUCGAUCAUUACUGUUGUCGAAGAUCGAGCCACACAAACAAUAGUUUCUUCUAUAAUUUCACCUAGAACAUUGUCUUUCACAAGACCAUGGCAAGUUCGUAUUGUUCAAAAUUUCGAGUUACUCUGGUUAGACUCGAACAUUGAUGAGCUUGAUCCAGACUUUAAAUAUUCACUUGCUCAACUGCGACGAAUUGUCAAUUCAAUUCAUACAUUUACUAAUCCUGAUUCAUGUGUGAAUUUUCUCAAUGAAAUAAAAAAUGAAAAGGCAUUUUUACUCAUAUCGGGUAGAUUUUGUCAAUCAGUCAUACCAGUUAUUCAUGAUGCAGCUCAACUUGAUUCUAUCUAUAUAUUUUGUGAAAAUAAGUCAAAAUAUGAACAGUGGGCUUUGGAUUGGACAAAGAUAAAGGGUGUUUUUACUCAGAUCGAGACUAUUUGUGAUGCACUAAAACAAGAUACUCAACAAUGUAAUUAUGAUUCUGUUUCUAUCAGUGUGACAAGUAAAAAUGUGGAUCGUUUAGAACCAUCAUUUAUGUAUACACAGUUGCUCAAAGAAAUACUUCUUGAUAUGGAAUAUGAUGAUACGGCAAAGACAGAACUUGUUGAAUUUUGUCGAGAACAAUUUCAUGAUAAUCCACAUGAAUUGCAAAUUAUCGAUGAAUUCCAACGAGAUUAUCAUGUUCAUACACCUAUCUGGUGGUACACUUGUGAAUGUUUUACUUAUCAACUACUUAAUCGAGCUCUUCGUAUACAAGAUGUUGAAAUUAUUAUCAAAAUGGGGUUUUUCUUACGUGAUGUUCAUCGACAUCUUAAAGAAUUACAUUCAGAAAUCGAUCCAAGCAUUUUUAUUACUGUUUAUCGAGGUAAAAGUAUGCCAAUUGCUGAUUUUGAUGAGAUAAAAAAUCGAAAAGAUGGUCUAUUAGCAUUUAAUACCUUCUUAUCGACGAGUCUAAAUGAAGAAGUUUCAUUACAAUUCGCUAAAAAGUCACUUAAAAAGGCUGGUACAAUCGGUGUUCUUUUUCAAAUUACUGUUGAUCCAUCGGUUCCUUCAACUCCAUUCGCCCCAAUUAGAGCAGUUAGUGCUAUUCCAAGUGAAGAUGAAAUCUUAUUUUCUAUGCACACUGUAUUUCG
Molecule: messenger RNA, 1175 nt
Organism: Adineta steineri
Lineage: Eukaryota; Metazoa; Rotifera; Eurotatoria; Adinetida; Adinetidae
Source: the annotation of a GenBank genome assembly